GCAUGAAAUUUUGCGCAAGUGCAUUGCGCAGGGAGGGGAAGGGGCGAGUGAGAGAGAAAGUUUGUGUGUGUGAAAGAGAGAGGCCUCGGUGGGUAAUUUAAAUAUAAAGUUUUAUUAAAAAUUAAAUUUUAUAUUCCACGACUGUUUGUCAUUGAGACACCAGAUGUCAGUUAUGAACUGUCAUAAUUUGGCUUAAUAAUCCUCUGAUGGACGAAUUUAUGAAAAAAAUUACCGUGAUUAUGCCCAGAUAUUUGAAACUAUCGAAAAUAGUGAGAUCUUUUGACUAUUCAAGAUAUUUCAUUCGCGGAUCUAAAAGUUCAUCGAAACAGAGUCUAUCUCCAAUGUCAAUCGCGAGAAUGAGGGCCAGUGAGGUUUUCGAGGUCGUACCCAAGCCCGUGUCUUUGACAGGUCAAUGGAUGAAGGAAAAAAUUGUUCGUCAGAUUCGUAGGAGUGAAAAUGGACGCCUUACUUGGAGUUUCUGGCUUAUUGUUCUUGCUCUGAUACGCGUUACGUUAAUCACAUGGGUAGCCUUGCUAUUACUUAUUUUAUACUGUAGCAGUCCAAAGGCUUAUUCUGCAGUAUUAGUUCAAGUCAUGGAAUUCCUUGGAUCCACAUUCAUUAAACUGGGACAAUGGGCAUCGACUCGGAGGGAUUUAUUUUCUGAAGAUUUUUGUGAUACUCUUGCACAUCUCCAGCGCAAGAGCAGUAACCAUUCGUGGAUGUACACUGAAUUUUUAAUGUCCGCAACGUUCGGCCCCCAGUGGGAGAAAUUGUUCAGACGAAUUGACAGAGAACCGAUUGGUUCAGGAUGUUGUGCCCAGGUUCACAAAGCAUGGGUCGAUCAAAAUAAAUUAAAACUCUAUAAGGCCAAUGAUGAUUUCCACACACCCGUGUAUUUACACGUUCUAGAACAUUUGCGCAUCGGGUUCAUCCUGGAUUUCAUUAGCUCAGGGUAUUCAAGGAGAAGAGUUAUUUCUGAAAAAUCAAAGGAUAAUGAACUGAUGCCUGUCGUUGUCAAAGUAAUGCAUCCCGGUGUGGAGAACUAUAUAGUAACGGACUUAUUUAUGAUUGAAUUUCUUUCUAUUUUAACAUCUCUCUUGGUGCCGUCUCUACGCUGGCUGGAUCUUCCCGGCUGCGUUAGAGAAUUUUCGAUAAUGAUGUUGAAUCAGCUGGAUAUGAAAAUCGAAGCACGCAAUCUUCACCGAUUUUUAUCGAAUUUCUCAAGGACGCAUACGGUUAUUUUUCCCACUCCUCUGAAAAAUCUAACGACCCGUAAGAUUCUCGUUGAGAGUUACCACGAGGGAAACCACAUUUCAGAGUAUUUUAAAUUGUCGGAUCAUGACGAUUUGAAGAAACAGGUGUUCAACAUUGUCAUCCCUUUAGUUAUAAAAAUGGUAUUCAAGGAUAAUUUUUUUCACUGUGAUCUCCAUCCUGGAAAUAUCCUAGUACAGGAAGAGGAUAUCCCGCGAUGUAGAAAAAAUAAAACUCAACUCUAUCAGCGAAUUUUUUCAUUUUACGGCAAUAAAAGCCCGCGUAUUGUAAUCUUAGAUUGUGGCUUGGUCUCAUCUCUCAAUGACAGAUGCUUGCAGAAUCUCCGUCAUGUCUUUCAUGCGAUUAUCACAGGCAAGGUCAACCUAAUUGCAGUUAUGAAAGAAUUUUACACAGCCUUGAUUGAUUACAAGGUUCAACAAGACAGUGCCUUCGUAAACGUCAUGCUCACUGUUCUGUUGAUCGAAAAUCUUGGACGAAAUUUAGAUCCAACCAACGAUGUACUGCAAGAGCUCAUAACAUUCCUCCAUUGAGGACGGAAAAAAAUACUGGAAUUUGCAAUAAGACUCCUUUGACAAUUCAAACCGCAGCCCUUCAAAAAUUCACUUCCUGGUUAAAGGGAGAACAAGAAGCACUUCCCUUUGGACGUCAGAGUUCGUGGUUUACGUGUAGCCUCUCCAUUUUC
This is a messenger RNA of Diachasmimorpha longicaudata, 1954 nucleotides long. RefSeq lists its product as uncharacterized. The record is from RefSeq and is a predicted model, not a curated record. NCBI's taxonomy places the organism in Eukaryota, Metazoa, Arthropoda, Insecta, Hymenoptera, Braconidae. The transcript is spliced from 10 exons. The coding region runs from base 207 to 1802 and encodes 531 amino acids. Gene Ontology annotation, cellular component: mitochondrion.